This is a messenger RNA of Effrenium voratum, 618 nucleotides long. Lineage: Eukaryota; Dinophyceae; Suessiales; Symbiodiniaceae. The record is from the annotation of a GenBank genome assembly.
AUGGCUUCGGCUCCCGAUCUGAGGCGGGCCCGCGGCCUGGAGCUCGGGAUGGCGUAUGGGCCGCCUGGCUAUGGCGGCCAGCCAAUGCCGGCGAUGCUGGCGCAGCCUCCAUAUGGAGGAGGACCAUCCCUGCCAUCGGCACGGGGCACUUCCGUCAUGACGAUGGCGAGCACCCAGGCCGAUGGCCUGCAAGCAGAGGUGGCGCGACGUCAGGCAGCCGAGGCGCGGGUGCAGGAGCUGGAGGCGCUGGUGGCGCGGCUGCAGAACCGCGUGGCGGUGCUUGAAGGGCGGCCGGCCAAAGGUGGCUCAUCCCGCCGGUCAGGCCUGUCCCAGGCCUUGAAGGAGAGCGAGCCGCGAGAGGAGGUGAAUGGCGAGGAGGACUCCAUCGACAGAGUAAUUCGGACGUAUUUGGAGCACAACCCUGACUUCCCAGUGUCGAUUCAGAAGGUGGCCCCAAACUUCUACGUCUUUGGCGAUCGUGGGACUGUGUACAUCCAGCAGCGCGGCGAGCAUGUUGUGGUGCGCGUGGGCGGCGGCUACAAGUCCUUGCAGGUCUUUAUGGAUGAGCGUGCCCUGAUGGUAACGCGGGACAAUGCCUGCCUCCCAGAGUGGUCGUAA